Rotaria socialis is the source of this 915-nucleotide messenger RNA. Lineage: Eukaryota; Metazoa; Rotifera; Eurotatoria; Philodinida; Philodinidae. The record is from the annotation of a GenBank genome assembly.
AUGAUCGGUUUAAUAGCUGUUUCAGUUGGCUGCUGUUCAUUAUUGCUUAUUCGAUUAUUAUUUCGAAAACGUAUUAGCAUCAACGGAAAGACAGUUUUAAUUACUGGUGCUUCAUCAGGUCUCGGCGAAGCAUUAGCAAGACAUCUUUUCAAUAAACAAUGUCAAUUAAUUCUAUUAGCAAGACGAAUAGAUCGUCUCGAAAAUCUACGAAAUGAACUUAUUAACUUACAUCCUUCCUAUCCACAACCAAAGCUCGUUCAAAUAGAUUUAUCUAAUUACGAGCAAUUUUCCUCAUCAACAUUAAUGAAUAUACUUGAACACGAGCCAAUCGACUGCUUAAUUAAUAAUGCUGGUAUCAGCCAACGUUCGUCCGCGCUCGAUACCUCCAUGGAUGUUGUUAAUGAUAUAUUUCGUUUGAAUUAUAUGUCGCUUGUCGCAUUAACAAAAUUAGUUCUAACAAAAAUGAUUGAAAAAAAACAAAAAGGCUCAUCAAUUGUUAAUAUAUCGAGUAUGCAAGGUCUUAUUGCUGUGCCAGAUCGUAGUUCAUAUUCAGCAUCGAAACAUGCCGUACAAGCAUUUAGUGAUUCGUUAAGAAUGGAACUGGGAGAACAAUAUCCAAAACAGAAUAUAAAUGUUUGUGUAAUUAGUCCAUCGUAUAUUCGGACUGAACUUGGUCAACAGGCACUAAAUCGACUGAACAAUAAAGAUGAGAAAUUACCUGACGACAAUAAAUCAUCGGCCUAUGAACCUGAUUAUGUUGCUGAACGAAUUGUUAACGCUAUUGAAUAUAGAGAACACGAUGUUAUUAUUGCACCGUUUCAACAAUAUUUAGCAAUUUGGUUACGACGAUUUUUACCAUCGGUAUUUUUUACAAUUAUGAUCGCAAGAAAUAAACGAUUGAAAGCCAAAAAAUAG